AUGCAAUAAAUUGACUUAGACAAUCAUAAUUUAAACUUUGAAUUAGAACUACAAUAUGCUAGAGCAAGAUAACGUUAGAGAAGAAGAAGUGUAAUACUUAUUGUUUUUGCAAUCAUGUCCAUCUUUUAUGUUUUUCUUCAACCUAAUCAAUAUGCUGAUAAAUCAAAUCAAAUUCCAUAUUCUUAAAAUAAUGGUACUAACAAUAUUACAGAAACUAAUGCAACUGUUUUAUCAAUUUAACAGCAUUUUCAAACUUUAGAAAAAUUACUCCUUUAAUAAUUCCAAGGAUAAUGGACUAAUUCAUAAAAUAUUACCAAUAACUUAGCAGAAGCUAAUUUCUAAAAAACAUCAUAUUAAAAUAGAUCUCAAAUCGAACUAAAACUCAAACUCAUUGAAGGAUAAUUCUUAGAAGAUUACUCUAAUCAAUUCGCAUUUUAUUUAAACUCUUCCCAAUUAAUUUUACCUCUUGAAGAUAAUCAUUAUGUAUUUGAAAAUGUCAGAGGUGCUUAUAGAAAGUCUAGUGUUUUUGAAAAUGAUUAACCUAGUGUAGAAAUUUAAGCAAAUUUAACCUUGAUUUUCAAUAAUGUUAAUCUUGAUAGUGAUUUAUUAGAUGAUAUCACUUUAGAAUUAAAAGCUCAUUAUAUAUUAUAAUCAGAAACAUUUUAUUUCAAUUCUAAUCUUAAUAUCAUUAAUGUAAAAAUUAAUAUAAAAAUUAAGAUAGAUAAUAAAGCGAUCAUUUAUUCAACAAUAGUUUCAAUUCUAAGCGUAAUUCAAUUUAUCAGUUGUCUAAAAUUAAUGAAAGAUUUCAUAAAUGAAAAUAGAAUGGCUACCUAAUUCAGUCUAUUUAUAUUUGUUUUCCUUAUGAUAUUUGAUGGUUACUUAGGAAUUGUACAUUUCUUCCUUGCUUAAAAAAGUGAAGUAUCAUUUAUUAUAUUUAUUUAAGUAUUUUCUUACACCUGCCUUCCUAGAAUUAGUAUUGUUUUUCUUUUUAGAAUUGAAACUUGCUAAACACAUUUGGUAAGAAAGAUUUAUCAAUCUACAAGACAACUUAAAUUUAAGAAGCGAACUUUAUCUUUUUCAUCUUAAAUUCUACUUGCUCUCUAUUAUUGUAGUACUCCUACUCUAUUUUCUAAUUUACUAUAAUAUCUUCUUGAUUGUCAUAAACCUAUAUUUACUACCUUAAAUAAUUCAUGUAGCAUAUAAAGGACAAUAUGUAGAAUUUGAUAAAAUCUUUGUUUUUGGAUUAUUAUCAACCAGAUUAUUCAUACCUGUAUAAUAUAUAUAAUGACAUUUUAGAUUUAUUAUAGAGGUUGUCCUUACAAUAUUCUACAUGCAGAAGUAUCUUAUUUAACAGUAAUUUCUAUUAUUCUAUUAUUUGCUGCUUAAGUUGUUUUAUAUUAUUAUCAAUGCUAAAUUGGACCCAGAUUCUUCUUACCAAAAUGGUUAAGACCAAAAACUCAUGAAUAUUUUGUAGAAUAACCAUUAGAAGGAGAAUGUGCUAUCUGUAUUACUUCAUUAAAUGAAUUACCAACUGAAUCACAAUUAGAAAAUAAAUUUAUUGCUAAAAUUAUUAGUUAGAAUUAAAAUAAAUUAAUGGAAACACCAUGUGUAAUAAAUAUUCUCAAUAUUUUUUAAGGGACAUCAUUUUCAUUCUAUUUGCUUAACUAAAUGGAUGAAUGUCAAAUUAAAUUGUCCGACUUGUCGUUCCAUACUUCCACCAUUAAUUUGAUUUUAACA
Paramecium sonneborni is the source of this 1737-nucleotide messenger RNA. Lineage: Eukaryota; Ciliophora; Oligohymenophorea; Peniculida; Parameciidae. The record is from the annotation of a GenBank genome assembly.